AUGAAACUUACCAGAUUCCUUCCACAGGCUGCUACAGAACGACCAUUCUGGCUAGGGAGCCAGGCGGUACGCGGCUAUUCCUCGGCAAAGAACGACAGUAGAAUUCUUCCCUAUAGCCGGCGGAAUCUGUGGUCACUGAACCUCCAGGUGCCGGGCAUUUCGAGACAUAUACCUGCAUCGCAAUCCCACAUGUCAAAAUCCUUCACAAUUAUGACGAGCCACAAGAAUAAGAACCUGCUCAAUGCCAGCAACGGCAAUAGUAACAGCAACAGCCUUGGAAAUGGCGCUAUCACAACGUCUAUAACAACACACUCCUCCAACGCCCAAGUUGCAACAGUCACAGUCUCCCGCGCCGCCAAGCUGAACGCGAUGAACAGUCACCUCCUCACAGCUCUACCAGCCGCUUUACAAACCCUGACAGCCACCCACCCGAAUCUUCUCGCCAUAAUCCUCACAGGCGAAGGCUCUAAAUCCUUCGUCGGAGGCGCCGAUAUUGCCGAGAUGGCAAGCAUCACGAACCCCGCAGAAGCUAGGGAGUUUAUCAACAGAGUCCAUGACGCAUGCAAAAGCAUCCGCGACUGCCCUGUGCCGGUCAUUGGGCGCAUUAAUGGGCUCGCGCUGGGUGCUGGUUUGGAGAUUGCAGCCGCAUGUGACAUCCGCGUCGCCAGUAGUCAUGCGUUAUUGGGCAUGCCUGAAGUUCGAAUGGGAGUACCGAGUGUUGUGGAAGCUGCGUUGCUUCCGGGAUUGAUUGGUUGGGGCCGAACAAGACUGUUGCUACUGCUGGGAGACAAUAUCGGUGCAAGAGAGGCGCUGGAGUGGGGGUUGGUGGAAAAGGUUGUGGAGCCAGAAGAGCUGGACGCGGCGGUCGCAAAGUGGGUAGAAAGUUUGGCAAAGAAUGGCCUGGAAUCGAUGAGGAAUCAAAAGGAAUUGAUUCGAAGAUGGGAGCAGUUGGGGCUAAAUGAUGCCAUUGAGGCUGGGGUUGACCAUUUUGGGCGUGCCUUUGAGGCAGAUGGAAAAAGUGUUUCCGGAGUUGAUAGGUCGGAGACAGAACCAGGAAGAAUGAUGGGAGAGUUUUUAAGUAGGAAGAAAGGGAAGGGUAGUAAGUUGUAG
Paracoccidioides brasiliensis Pb18 is the source of this 1110-nucleotide messenger RNA. RefSeq lists its product as uncharacterized. Gene Ontology annotation, biological process: fatty acid beta-oxidation. Bases 1 to 1110 code for a protein of 369 amino acids. The record is from RefSeq and is a predicted model, not a curated record. Gene Ontology annotation, molecular function: enoyl-CoA hydratase activity. Gene Ontology annotation, cellular component: mitochondrion. The transcript has 3 exons.